Acanthopagrus latus (yellowfin seabream) is the source of this 2763-nucleotide messenger RNA. RefSeq lists its product as uncharacterized. Lineage: Eukaryota; Metazoa; Chordata; Actinopteri; Spariformes; Sparidae. Bases 65 to 1942 code for a protein of 625 amino acids. The transcript has 15 exons. The record is from RefSeq and is a predicted model, not a curated record. Gene Ontology annotation, molecular function: protein binding.
UUCAGCCGGUGUCUUGUCUCGGUGUCUAUCUGUCACAGGGAUCUUCAACACCGGAAUAAAUCUCAUGGCAUUUACUGAGCACAACCUGGAUGACCUGGGCAACAGAGGUGUGAGCUGCUCUGACACGCUGAAAGCUCAUCUGCCUCCUCAUGCCACCAACAUGGACACAGUCACUCACCAGCGGAGGCCGAUAACUCGCUCCUGCAGCGUUGGGGACACACCGAACAGGAGCGCUACUUUCCACGCUUUAACUCAACCCUCACACCACCAGGAUGAGGAGGGCUCGCCACGACGACGUGUAACCGUGGCAUCAUAUAUGCCUCAGUCUAAGGAUCAGAAUGGAAACUUCCCUGAGAAGGACACGGACAAGCAAGUGGCCAAAUCUCUCAGGGAGCUGGACACAGAGGAAGUCUGCCACUGGUUUACGAGUAUUGGACUACAGAAAUGUCUCCCUUCCAUCAGAGAAGCAAAACUGUGUGGAGCAGACAUCGCCUCAGUGGAUGUGAACACUCUGGACAUCCUUCACAUCGCAACACUGGGAGAGAGGGAGCAGCUACUGUCGGCCAUUUAUAAUGAGCUGCACCCUCCCACCAGCAGUACCAAAAGAAUUGACUCCCUGCUUGAAUCUUUAGGCAAUAAUAACGUUGAGACAUUCACUGCGACACUGGCAUCAAUGAGCAAGUCGAAGUCUUCUCCGCACGUGGGCUGCCUGAGCAUGAAUCGACGUUCCCUGAAACUCAGAAACAACAGCCAAAUCUCCACUGGACAGAGGAGUCCUCAGAUGAUAGAGAUUACUAUCAAUGCGUCAGAGCGGAUAGUUCAUCUCAGAACCCCAAAGGAAACCACGGUGGGAAAAAUCAUGGACUCGUGCAUCAAGAUGCUGGGAAUGACAGAGGAUAGGAGUCUCUUCAUACUGAAAGAAACGCAAGAGUCAACAGAGGAGCUUCCCCCAGAUCAGCAGAUUGGGAGUCUGCUGACAUCGACGUCGGAGAACAGACAAUUGGAGCUGCAUUUGUGCAAAACAGAGAAGUCAACAGGGACGUCUUCUAAAAAUAAUCCAGAGGUCAGCUCUGAUGAGAGCGUCAAUAAAAAUGUCCAGGUGAACCAGCCAGCUAAAGAAGAGAGGAUCAGGGAGCUAAACCAACAGGUGGACUCACUACAAAAUGUCAUCCUUCAGGUCCAGGAGCUCCACCACGGCCUGGUAGCAUUUUGCUCAGAGUUAAAGAACAUGGAUGGAGACGUGAAUGCAGACAGGCUUGGCUCUGCUGAGCUGAAACAGAGGCUGGAGCUGGUUAAAAGCCAGCUGAACGACAAGAGGCAGAGCCUGCAGGCCCUCAGAGACAAUAUCAACAACUCUGCUGCUCACAAGAAGAAGCAGUUGGAUGUUCGUCUCUUGGAAAAGAUGAAGCUGAACUGCCAAGUGUUUAAGGAGGAGAUUUCCAUGGUGCACCUCAACCGACAGGUGACUCACCUCCAGAACGCUUUGCAAGAAAGCUACGUCAAGGAGAAAGCUCGAAAAAGGACUUUGGACGUCGGCAGCCUGAGCCAGCUCGUGUCCCUGCAGUCCCCGGCCAUGCUGCUGGUCGUACAGGAGAGCCGAGACCCUGAUGGUCAUUACGGCUUCAUGUGUCGCUACAAAGACGGUAGCGGACUAGUGGUGGCCAAGGUAGACAACUCUCAACUCUGUGUGAAUGACAGACUGGUGGAGGUGAACGGCGUAUCAGUGGUCAACUCCACACAGGAAGAACUGACUGACAUCCUCCUGCAGGGACCAAGUGCUCAAAUUGUUGUCCUUCGCCAGCCCCCGCCCAUCCUCACCUCCCAGCAGCGCCCCCUGCUCCCGCAGCACACGGCCCGCCCUGAUCCCAUUCAAACGAUCUGCCCAGAGAGGGAUGUGGUCACCAUGGAAACCCCUCCAUGUCGCAGGGUGAUGGCCAUCUGAUGUCAGGAGAUUAAGACAGAGAGAGAGAGAGAGAGAGAGAGACAGAGACAGAGAGUGGUGAUGAGGAUGGAUAUAAGUGUUUCUACUAUAUUAAUGUCUGUCUAUAGGAUGACCCAUAAUGUGAAAUGCCAAUGCCAUCUCUCAUUAGUUAUUUACCUCCAUCUGUCAAACUGUAAUUAUAAAAAUGUUCUUCAUAGACUGCUGCCAAAUGCCUUUUUGUUAGGAAUGUCAGAUUGUGAUGUGUUUUUGUGUUUUUAAAUGUCACCACAUGUGCAUAACUUUGUUCUUGGUAGAUAGUAGACGUAUACACCAUAUUGUUUUAAUGUAUGUAGGCAGAACAAUGCCUAUGAGAAACAUAUUUCUGGACCAAAAAACCACAAAGGCUACUUUCAUUUCUUUUUUUCCCCUUCCUGUUUUACAUCAUAUUUGUGUUGUGAGGGGAAAAUGAAAAGUAAAAAAAAAGGAAAGGAAAGGUUGAGAGGCUGAUAGAGCUUUGCUCCACUUGAUACAUGAUAAGCAUUUCUUUUUUAGCAUCCAACCGAGUAUAUCGUUAAGGUACAACAAUAUGAGCCUGAUUAAGGCUCGGGAUGCUUCAACUUUUUAAAGUACAGAUAGAACCUAGAUAGAGUCAAACAAUUUCAAACUACAGUGACGUAGUGUAAAGACACGCCUGAAAGCUUUGAACCCUAUCUGUCUCUCCAUGCAGAUUAGACACUAAGAUGGUCGGGAACACUGAUGAGAGCAGAACAUGUCUUAAAAAAUAAGUCACGUCUCCCCUUUGUAUGCUGUAAUGUAAUCCACUGUGCUGUAGGAAUAAACCC